This is a messenger RNA of Poeciliopsis prolifica (blackstripe livebearer), 3015 nucleotides long. It is a transcript of the gene gusb, whose product is annotated as glucuronidase, beta. Bases 55 to 1986 code for a protein of 643 amino acids. NCBI's taxonomy places the organism in Eukaryota, Metazoa, Chordata, Actinopteri, Cyprinodontiformes, Poeciliidae. The transcript has 12 exons. The record is from RefSeq and is a predicted model, not a curated record. Gene Ontology annotation, molecular function: beta-glucuronidase activity; carbohydrate binding. Gene Ontology annotation, biological process: carbohydrate metabolic process; glucuronoside catabolic process.
AUGAAAGGACCUGUGGUAACCGUCGUUUGAGCGGUUGAAGCAGUCUGGCUCAGGAUGCUCAGCGCUUUGUGGCUGUUUUUGUGGCUGUCCGCCGCCCUGAACGCGGCGGCGCCGCCGGACUCGGGCUUGCUGUUUCCCCGGGAGUCCUCCUCCAGGGAGCUGAAGGAGCUGAGCGGGCUCUGGGCCUUCAGGGCGGACGGGUCGCCGAACCGGAACCUGGGCUUCGAGAGCGCUUGGUACAAAAGUCGGCUGUCAGAGACCGGCCCUGUGAUCGACAUGCCGGUUCCUGCCAGCUACAAUGACAUCACUCAAGACCCCACACUGAGAGAUUUCAUUGGCUGGGUGUGGUAUGAGCGCGAGGUGACGGUGCCCACCCGCUGGAUCGCCGAUGACGGCCUGCGAGUGGUGCUCCGAGUGGGGAGCGCUCACUAUUACUCCGUAGUGUGGGUGAAUGGUGUGAAGGUGACUGAACACGAAGGCGGCCAUCUGCCGUUUGAGGCAGAAAUAGGCACCUUACUCCGUAAAGACCCAACCAUGCCCUGCAGGAUCACCAUCGCUGUGAACAACACUCUGAAUCUGCACACACUCCCUCCAGGCACCAUCCAGUACAUGACUGACCGUACCAGGUAUCCUGCUGGGUUCUUUGUCCAGAACAUCAAUUUUGAUUUCUUCAACUAUGCCGGGAUACACCGUCCUGUUCUGUUGUACACCACUCCUAAAGCCUACGUGGAUGACAUCACCGUUGUUACAGAUUUCUUGGACAACACAGGGUUGGUCAGAUAUGAUGUGUCAGUCAAAGGAACAACCUCCGCUGCUUUGAAGGUGACUUUAAUGGACAAAGGAGGCCACUGCGUUGUUUCCUCCAAUGAGGCUUCUGGAGUGCUCAAAGUGCCAAAUGUCAACCUGUGGUGGCCGUUCUUGAUGCACGAGAACCCGGGUUAUCUUUACUCGUUGGAGGUUCGCCUGAAGGCUACUGAUGAGAGCUCAACAUAUGAGGACGUUUAUACUCUACCGGUUGGCAUCCGCACAGUGAACGUCAGCAGCACCCAAUUCUUCAUCAACAACAAGCCGUUCUAUUUCCAUGGAGUCAAUAAGCAUGAAGAUGCUGAUAUCCGAGGGAAAGGUUUGGACUGGCCCCUAAUCGUCAAGGACUUUAACCUGAUGAAGUGGUUGGGGGCCAACUCGUUCCGCACCAGCCACUACCCCUACGCCGAGGAGAUUCUGCAGAUGUGUGACCGCCACGGCAUCGUGGUGAUCGAUGAGAGCCCAGGGGUCGGCAUUAAAGACAUUCGCAGUUUUGACAACGUCUCCCUGACCCACCACCUCACUGUUAUGGACGAGCUCGUACGGCGGGACAAGAACCAUCCCUCCGUGGUCAUGUGGUCUGUAGCCAAUGAGCCCGCUGCAGAGAUGCCCCCUGCUGAGAACUACUUCAAGACACUGAUAAUGCACACCAAAGCUCUGGACCCUACCCGACCCGUCACCUACAUCACAGACAGUAACUUCGCACGGGACAAAGGAGCUCCCUUUGUGGACGUCAUCUGUGUGAACAGCUACUUCUCCUGGUACCACGACCCCGGCCACCUGGAGGUCAUCCCUCUCCAGCUCAACACUCAGUUUGAGAACUGGUUCGGAAAGUACAAGAAGCCCAUCAUCCAGAGCGAGUAUGGAGCUGAUGUCGUGCCAGGGCUUCAUAAUGAUCCCCCGCUGAUGUUCACUGAGGAGUACCAGAAAGUGGUCCUGCAGCAGUACCACCGCGUGUUCGACCAGAAGAGGAAGAAGUACGUCAUUGGCGAGCUCAUCUGGAACUUCGCCGACUUCAUGACGACACAAGGGAUCAUCCGUGUGGUGGGGAACAAGAAGGGGAUCUUUACUCGGCAAAGGCAACCCAAAGCUGCUGCAUUCAUCCUCAAGGAGAGAUACUGGAGACUGGCAAAUGAAACUGGCAUCCUGCCCCUCUGGACCAAGUACCCCUGCCCACUGUGAGUGACCAUUACAAGCAUUAAGCCCCGCAGGACAACUGGAGCCGUAUGGAAAAUCAUGUCUAAUCAAGGGCUGCUUCUAAUUAAACCAUCCUUUUUGCGUUUUUUUUUUUUCACCAGCAUCUCUGUGAUUAUAUAAACUGUUUUAUUUCUAAAUGUCUGCAUUGAGUUUUCUUUAAAGAAAACAAAACGAGAACAGAAACAAAGAAAUGCCAGAUACAACUACAAGACUCAGUUUUCAGUUCCCCUUAUUUGCUGGAAUCUCCCAGUGGACCGACUUGCAGGCAGGAAUUGCGAGGGAGAAAAAUAAACAGCGAAAACGAACGAAAGCCUUAAAAUGUGCUUUAAAUAAGGUUCCUAGAUUUGAUUAGAACAGGCAAAGCUGCUGACAAUGGACAGAUCCUCCAACAUGCUCAGCCAGUAACGCUGUUUUCACAUCCAUCCAAGAAAAAUGAAUGUCUGUGACUUGAUGCAAUAUUUUAUUCCAUUGAGUGGCACGGAUGUAACUGACUUUGAAUCUGAGUGAUUUGACUGAAUAAAGUGCCUGGUGGUUAUAUUUGCUGUGAUUUGGUGCCGUAUUAAAAAUCGUAAUUGACAGCUUCGCGCUUGCAGUCACGGCUUGGGUUUUGUAAUGUGCAAGCAACGCAGGAUUUUCAUAUAGAACAGAGUUGGCUCAGUUGCAGACGGAAGCAGUCAUGGCGUUGGUCCAGAUUUACCCCCAGUCUGAGUCAUCAGUGCUGACAUCACAAGAUUUCUCUCAAAUUUCAGUGCUUUGUACAUUAUUGGGUAAAAGGUGAGACUUUGUAUGAAGCAGAAAUAAAGCAUUUUCUGUAUGUUUUUGGGGCUGCACAAUGAAUUUGUUUUCUCUAGGUGGGGCGUGAUUUCUGUUGGAAUGUGCCAGCCUGACUUUAUACAACCAAUGUCAUGUUACUAUGUAAGGGAAAAUCUGAAUGUGAUGUUUUUUCAACAAAUUGAGAGGAAAGAAGUCAUUUUAUAUCUGAAUCACUGCAAUAAAGAUGAUAUAAUGACACUA